Ectocarpus sp. CCAP 1310/34 is the source of this 620-nucleotide messenger RNA. NCBI's taxonomy places the organism in Eukaryota, Phaeophyceae, Ectocarpales, Ectocarpaceae. The record is from the annotation of a GenBank genome assembly.
AUGCUGCACAGCAGUGAAUGCAAGGGGGGGGGCUCCGCAGACUCAGCUAAUUCAAGCGCAUCAGGAAAAAAAUCACUCGAGGGGACCGUGUCUUUACCAUCCAUCAACCCAACAUCCAGAAACAUGCUCAUGUCCAUGAUUGGUAAUUCAUCCUGGGAGAAAAGAGGGUUGAUCUCGAUCUCGCGAAAGUCUGUCAGCUCUACGGCAGGGGGAGACACAAUCGAAGACGAUUCUACGGCAGCCGUAAUCACAGGCUGAAAAUCGGGGAUCGUCGUGGGGGUUGGGUCUACGUCGACUGACGGAAAAGCACAAAUCGGAAGCACUACACCGGAAGUGGUAGAGGGGACGCUCGAACACGAAGGUACUACACCGUCGGAUCCGGUGGGCUGGACGUCUGCAGUCGAAGGUAAAACGCCGGCCGGUGCGACGGACUGGAAGCCAGAAGCGCACUCGCACUCGUGCCCUUUCCUGCACUCCAGGGAGGGGGUGGCCGCAACAAAUCCUCUGCCAAUGCUAGGCGGGGACGCUUGGGCAGACACACGGAGAGGGGCAUCGGGGCUAGAGGUCACAGCACGACCACUGUAAUCCUGGGGCAAUCGAGUAGCCCAGAGCGAGCAUCC